AUGAGAUUCCGUGAGUGUUUCGGCUUCCCAGCUUCUUUCCUCGCGCAGAGCAAGGAGUUAGCCAUGUCGGACGAGGUUGUAGCUCUUGUGGUUGACAAUGGCAGCGGCAUGUGCAAGGCAGGGUUCUCUGGCGACGACGCUCCCCGAACAGUCUUUCCUUCCAUCAUCGGGCGCCCGAAGAUGCCGGGCAUCAUGGUCGGGAUGGACUCGAAAGACCACUUCGUUGGAGACGAAGCGCAAGCUAAGCGUGGUAUCCUGGCCCUCAAAUACCCUAUCGAGCACGGCAUCGUGACGAAUUGGGACGACAUGGAGCGAAUAUGGCACCACACUUUCUACAACGAGCUGCGUGCAUCGCCUGAAGAACAUCCGGUUCUGCUGACAGAGGCGCCGCUGAACCCAAAGGCCAAUCGUGAGCGCAUGACGCAGAUCAUGUUUGAGACGUUCGGAGUGCCGGCGAUGUAUGUCGCCAUCCAGGCAGUGCUCUCGCUGUAUUCCUCCGGCAGAACCACGGGCAUUGUCAUGGAUUCGGGAGACGGCGUCUCUCACACCGUGCCUAUCUACGAGGGAUAUGCGCUUCCACAUGCAAUCGCACGCCUGGACCUAGCUGGCCGCGACCUUACCGAAUACUUGAUGAAGAUCAUGAUGGAGAGUGGCUACUCCUUUGGCAGCAGUGCCGAGCGAGAGAUUGUGCGCGACAUCAAAGAGAAGCUUUGCUACAUCGCCCUGGACUUUGACAGCGAGAUGAAGUCUGCAGCGGAGAGUAGCGACAAGGCGAAGACGUAUGAGUUGCCAGAUGGCAACAUCGUCUCCUUGCAAAGCGAGCGGUUCCGCUGCCCGGAGGUGCUGUUCCAACCCAGCUUGGUGGGCAAGGAG
Symbiodinium necroappetens is the source of this 873-nucleotide messenger RNA. The record is from the annotation of a GenBank genome assembly. NCBI's taxonomy places the organism in Eukaryota, Dinophyceae, Suessiales, Symbiodiniaceae.